AUGAUAAAUGGUGAGCCAAGUGAACCUUUCAAUACAGCAAGAGGUCUUCGACAAGGACACUCAAUGUCUCCUUUUCUGUUUGCAAUUGCUAUGGAGUAUCUGAGCAAAAAGCUCAAUGGGUUGAAAGAAAAUAGAACCUUUCAGUUUCAUCCAUGGUGUGCAAAACUGGGAAUUACACACCUCAGUUUUGUGGAUGAUCUGCUUCUCUUUGCCAAAGGAAACAUAACUUCUAUUACUGCUCUACGCAGGUGUUUUAUCCAGUUUUCUGGAGCUUCAGGAUUGCAGGCUAAUCUUGGCAAGAGUUGUGUGUAUUUUGGUGGAGUUAAGAAAGAGACUCAAGAUAGCAUAUUGAGCCACUUAGGUUUCGUGCAUGGAACCUUACCUUUCAAACACCUGGAGGUGCCUUUAUCAACAAAGAAGCUCACACUACUACAAUGGCAACCACUAAUUGAAAAGAUCACAGCUAGAAUAACUUCUUGGACUACCAAAAAGUUGUCUUAUGCAGGCAGAACUCAGCUGGUCAAAUCUGUGCUCUUUGGAAUUUAG
This is a messenger RNA of Nicotiana attenuata, 546 nucleotides long. RefSeq lists its product as uncharacterized. The transcript has a single exon. The record is from RefSeq and is a predicted model, not a curated record. Lineage: Eukaryota; Viridiplantae; Streptophyta; Magnoliopsida; Solanales; Solanaceae. The coding region runs from base 1 to 546 and encodes 181 amino acids.